GUAUAUGCAUUGGGCUGUCAAUCCCUCAUGGCCACUCAUGGCUCAUGGUACAAUUUACAUGAUCUCAAGUAGUUUAUAUUAAUAUUGCAACAUGUAAUGACAUUGUCUCAAAAAUCAUUAAUAUCAAUAUUUAAGAAUAUGUCGCAUCCUUAUGGGCGGGGUUCGUAUCCACGAAGUGGUCGUUCAGGUUAUUCCAAUUAUGAACAACAUAGAGAUAGAGAUGGUUAUGGAGGAAAUACUGGAGAACACUCUGGAUAUGAGGAAUUUCAAGGUAGAGGUAGAGGAAAAGGGAGAGGUCAUCCACCAGGACUUAAAGGAAGAGAGAUAGGACUUUACUAUAGAGACAAAGCAAAGAAACAAAAUUCACAUCGUGAUUCGCACAGAGACUAUUUAGAUAUAAAUUUAAAUGCCAACACUGAGGAAGACAUUAGAUUAAUGUUGCGAAGAAUUGAAAGGUCCAAGCAAAAUGAGGAUUCAAAUUACACUAAUGAAAAAAAUGGUGACCUUAAAGACAAGUAUACUCACAUAAAUGAUUCUCAUUUUAAGAGAAAGUUUCUGGAAAUUGUUUCUGGUAAUAUACAACAGAAUUUAGCUAAGUCCAUGUUAUUGGAAUCUAAACUGGAACGAAAUAACUCUUUAAAUCAAGAAUAUUUAGAAGAGUUCAAAAUAAAACAGAGAUCAGCAGAAUAUAAAACUAUGCUUAAAUUUCGAGAGAAGUUACCCUCUUUCCAAAAAAGACAGGAAAUUCUUGACCUUGUGCGUGAUAAUCAAGUGAUUGUUAUUAGUGGAGAGACAGGCUGCGGAAAAACAACACAGAUUGCCCAAUUCAUAUUAGAUGAUGAAAUUGAAAAGGGCAAUGCAAGCAUUACAAAAAUAAUUUGUACACAACCAAGAAGAAUUUCUGCAAUUUCAGUAGCUGAACGUGUUGCUGCAGAAAGAGCAGAAAAUCUAGGAAAUUCAGUUGGUUUUCAAAUAAGAUUAGAAAAAGUUCCAGCUAGAGACUCAGGAAGCAUAUUAUUUUGUACUACUGGUUUAAUGUUACAAUUUAUGCAAAGCGAUCCAGCAUUACGAAAUUACUCACAUAUUAUUUUGGAUGAAAUUCAUGAACGUAAUACCGACAGCGAUUUUAUUAUUACUCUUCUGAAACAAAUAAUUCCGAAAAGACCGGACUUGAAAAUUAUUUUAAUGAGUGCUACUUUGAAUUCAGAUCAAUUCUCUAAGUAUUAUAAUAAUUGUCCCAACAUACAUAUACCAGGGUUUACCUAUCCAGUUCAAGAAUUCUUUUUGGAGGAUGUUUUGCAAAUCACCAGAUUUGAAUUUCCUGAAAUUGGGCCAGCUCUGACUGGCUAUAGGAAAUACAUAAAAAAGCACAAAAAAGAACGGCAAAAAUUUGAUGAUUUUUGUGAUUUUAUUGAACCAUAUGUUAGACAUCUAGAAUCUGAGAAAAAGUAUUCAGAUUUCGUUUUGAAACAAUUACGUAAUCCAAGAAGCGAGGAACUUUCGUUAGAUCUAGUGGAGAUUCUCACAAAACACAUUUGUACAUCGAAACCACCAGGAGCAAUUUUGAUAUUUUUACCAGGAAUAAUGGAUAUAUCAAAAUUGCAUAAAAUAAUGGUGACUAGUGGAAAAUAUCCACCUGGAAAUUAUAUUAUUUAUCCAUUACAUUCAAGAAUGCCUACUGUAGACCAAAAAAUUAUCUUUCAAAAACCCCCAUCGGGUGUACGAAAAAUUAUUAUCGCUACAUCUAUUGCGGAAACAUCGAUUACAAUUGAAGACGUGGUUUACGUCAUUGACUGUGGAAAAAUGAAAUUAACGAACUUCGAUCUGGAAAAUAAUAUUCUUACCCUAGAGCCGGAAUGGGUUUCUUUGGCUAAUGCAAAACAAAGAAAGGGUCGAGCUGGAAGAGUACAGUCUGGUACAUGCUAUCAUCUUUACUCUAAAGCCAGAGAACUGACUUUCGAUCAGUACCCUUUACCAGAAAUGUUACGAACUAGACUGGAAGAAGUAAUUCUCCAAGCAAAAAUAUUGCAAUUAGGGAAGAUACAAUCCUUUCUGGCAGGGGUGAUAGAUCCUCCGGAUCCUAAAGCUGUCGAACUCUCUUUGGAUUUACUCCGAAAGUUAGAAGCUCUUGAUAGUGAUGAAAACUUGACACCAUUAGGUUAUCACUUGGCCCAAUUACCUUUGGAUCCACGAACAGGCAAGAUGAUUAUAUGGGGUGCCCUAUUUUCUUGUGUUACUCCCGUGUUUGCGAUUGCAGCAAGUUUAACAUUCAAGGACGCAUUUUAUUGUCCUUUGGGAAAGGAAGAUGAGGCUCGAGAGAAAAAACUAAAACUUGGCUUAGAUCAGUACAGCGAUCACGUAGCUCUGGCCGAAGCAUUGCGGCGUUUUGAGCAGGGACAAAAGUGGCGUGGUUCCAAUUCUUACUGCAGAGAAUAUUUUCUGUCGGGGAACACGUUAAAAUUGUUAUCCGACAUGAAGCGUCAGUUUGCACUUCACUUAUCAGAAAUGAAGUUUCUUGAUAGCGGUGAUCCGAAUGAUCAAAGGUCCAAUAGAAACUCCAAUAAUUUAGCGUUGGUGAAGGCAAUUGUAUGCGCCGGUCUUUAUCCAAACAUCGCUCGAACGAAAUCGAGUGGUCAUCAUCAUCAUCAUCAUAAAACUGCAAGGAAUCAUUCCGUCAAGAUUUGGACUCCGGAAGAUGGACCAGUGAAAUUGCAUCCAUCAAGCAUUAAUGAUAAGGGUGGACCAUUUCCUAGUCCUUACAUGACUUAUUUCACGAAGCAACGUUCCACGGCCAUUUUCUUGCAUGAUACAACGUGCAUCAGUCCGAUAGCUUUGCUUUUAUCAGCACCAAUUAACUCAAUAAACGAGGAGAAGGGGUAUUGUGUCAUUACUGUAUCGAACUUUUUAAAAUUUAAAUGUCAACCAGGAUCUGCUGAUAUUAUUCAGAAAUUACGUAAAAAACUGGAUUUUCUACUAGAGUACAAGAUUGCCCAUCCAGGAACGGUACGGUGGGAUCAUUCAGAAGGAGCUGUAUUGAGCGCUAUUAUCGAGCUUAUUACGGAAGCGGACGAAGAAAUGGGAUUGAAAUGUCGCGGUAAAUACGGUCUUAAUUUUUCUAACGACAAUUCUGAUUAAUCUCGUAAUAAUGUAGCCUGGCUAAUUAGUUUAGUUAUUCGUUAAAUAUUUAUUUAAAACAAUAUUCUAUCAGACAUUAUGACAAAGAAGGAGCACCGAAAGAAAAAUUGAAGCCACAGAUAUUUUUACAGCCACCGCCUGUAAAUUAUGCAAAAUAAACAUUGACGAAUCGUUUGAAAAAUUUAAUACAGCGCCAAAUACUUUUAUCUUUCUCGUUCACGCUGUACAAACAGAUCCGUUCGAUUUCUUCAUGUAAACGGUAACGUAUAAUCGUCUUAUUUGCACAAGGAUAAAGAAGUCAUUAACCCCGAGCGAUUUCUCCUUAUUUCCUCUACGAUUAACGAGAAAAAUGCAUACUAUGCCGGAAGAGCAAAAGUCAAUGAAGGAGAGAACGAAGCAAGAAGUAAUGAAACAGCCUCACAGAAGUAACGUCUCCCUUGCAUUAAAAACAUUGACACUCAGAAUCAAACGUUUGUUCUCAUCGAGAUGAAUUAUCCGUAGCAAUUUUUGUUUGGUUCCUUUCUAUUCAUUAUUACACCCAUUAGUAAUUAUACCAUGGGUAUAUAUUUUAAUUAAGUUCCGUAUAACUUAUACAGUACAAGUUACGUAGUCGGUAUAUAUACAUUCGUAUGUUCAUCCCGAUAGCGACUUCUUAAAGAAAAGUUGAACAGCCGUGAACUAUUCCAUAAGCUAUAACCACAUAGACUACAGUAUAUUCAUAUAGCACGUAAAUACAGUAUACAAAUCAUAUACAUAUAAUAUUAUGUUGUAGUAGUAUAUGUAUAUACCGGUAACGCACGUUCAAGCAUACUCAGCAUUAGACCACCAUAAAGGCACUGGGCAUAACGAGGCACCUAUCAAUCAUAAUUAUCAAUUAUACGAUAAUGUUUCCUGCGGAGUACUGGAAAAGGUGUCGUGGUACGAGACGAUAUACAUAAAUGCUGCAUACGUAUACACAUGAUUGCUUGUACGUGUCAAUGACAUCCGAACGUAAAAUGUAAAACCGAAAGUGUUUAGCGAGUAAGAGGAAAAGUGAUGUAGAAAUAAUUUUAAAGGAUCGACAUCCCAAAGAAAUGUGUUUCACAUAACAUUAGACUUUGUACCAUUGGCUCUAUGUUUUGCGUAGUCCGAUUCUUCCGUGCUGAAGGAAGUGCAGUGAAAUGCACCCUCUCUGGCAGCGCGACCACGAUGCAUCGCGUUGCUAGAAAGCGGAAAGGCUGCAAAGAGGGGGAAGAGGGGGGGGGGUCUCUGUAAAGAGUAGUUGUAAGUAGAUGUAAAGGAGCGAGGUCAGAAAGAGUACUAAAAGGCAGGUAAUGAGAUCGAGAGAGCGAGAGAGUCUGGUUGAGGGAAGAAAGAGAGAGAAAAGAGACAGGGUGGGAGGGGGGGGGGGAAGGAAUACAAUAAUUGCAUUUCCGGUGAGCCGUUGUGCAUCCCGAGUGGGGUCCCCCGACAUAGCAGGCCGAUCCGAACCCCAAGUAUUACAUUCUCUUUAAUGCAUAAGCAAAAUAACGUGCAAAAACGUCGCCGAUACGAGCAAUGGUUCUGAUAUAAUGUGAAAGAUAAGAAAAUAUUGUAUAAGAAAAAAA
Molecule: messenger RNA, 4721 nt
Organism: Cephus cinctus (wheat stem sawfly)
Lineage: Eukaryota; Metazoa; Arthropoda; Insecta; Hymenoptera; Cephidae
Product: ATP-dependent RNA helicase DHX36
Exons: 13
Coding region: 97-3135 (1012 amino acids)
Cellular component (GO): nucleus; cytoplasm; intracellular anatomical structure
Molecular function (GO): ATP binding; DNA helicase activity; G-quadruplex RNA binding
Source: RefSeq, a predicted model, not a curated record